CUCCUCACUAUGCGUUCAUCUUUUUAAUACCUUAAUCUAACUGCUGAAAUGUCUCGUCAGCCUUCAGCAAGUCAUCACUAAAUCAAACAAAUCAGCUAUGUUCACAGUCUAAAACAUGCAGGAAACAUGUUAGAAGCAGACUCCAGCUCUACCAUGUCAGCUGCACUCCUCUAUACAGCUCCCUCCACCAGCAGAAACUGGACCGGACCAGCACCAGUGAAGUUGAAAGUGUAAUAUUCUGGCCACAGAGGGCGGUGGGGUCUGAGUGAUAUUUCAUCAAUUCUGUAAAGGGUCAUUUUAGCACAUACUGGCUCAAGAAAAUUAUUUAAAAUAUGAAAAUAUUGCAGAGUGUGCCUUCAAACUAGUAAAACAAGUAAUUUCCUGUGAAACCUCUGUAGCCGAGGUAAACAGAACCGAAAAUAAACCCCUGCCCUUUUUGGAUACCUGCAGCCAUCAUUCUCCUUGCUUGAUCAUGUGAACUGUCUAAAAACGAUGUGUGGUUUUCAGUUCUCCAGUGAUUUUGUGACCUUGUGGGGCCAGCUGUGUGGAGCGCUUUCACUGCCGUUUAUCAUCUGAAAUGCUCUCCAGUGGAAAGAGAGCUUCCGGGUAAAACAUUACGGUACGCGCCACUUAUGCUUCCAGCUGGGUUAGUGUUGUCACGUUCUGCCUCUAUCAGCAGGUGAGGUAACCUGGCAGUCAGCUGUUUGUGUUGCAGGUGGGCGUGGCACGAGCUCCAGCUGAUCCUGAUUCCACUAAUCAGAGGGCCAGGGGAUUUAAGGAGCGGUGUGACACAACUCCAGCGCCGGUUGAUACGCCCACCAGGUAUCGCACCUCGCAUCCUCUAACCACGCCUGGAGUUGUUUACCUUGUCCUGUCGCUCAAGAUCCUGUGGCCUCCACUCUCCAUCGCUCUGCCUGCCUGCCUGCCAACCUACACCCUGGACUCUCACAACCUUCUCCUGUCCACCUCCUCUACAACCAUCGGACCUGCCGCCUCUCCUCCACUGAACUUCACCCAGUCCACCACCGCUAAGAACUGGUUUAAGACCAUUUCCAGUCCGUUCCUGUUCCUGCUUUUCUGGAGCAGCGCCCUUAAUUUUUCCUUAGCUUCAUUUAAUAAAAUAUUUUACUCAUUUUACUUACCUGGUUUUCACGUGUGGUCCUUCAUGUCCUGGGUUAAGCACCUUGCCCACAACACGGCAGAAUCAACCGGCCAAACGAAUACAUCCUCUGAAGAACCACUUCCUGUCGCCAUAGCCAAUACCUUGUCCCAGCAUGAAAGUUCCGUCCGGUCAGUACUCAAGCAAUUAUCCACCACUAAUCAACAUCUUUUCCAGCUCGACACCGCCUUACGCCAAAUGAAUGAAAGACUCACUUCUACGCCACCUCCUCCCGCUACUUCCGCAGCUUCAUCUCCACCGCCACUUCCGGUUCAGCAGCAUGGGGUUUCCGGGUCGCUGAGUCACCACAGCCUGAUACCUUCUCUGGCGAGCCAGGAACCCGAGAACCUCGAGUCCCUUAUCAACCUCGCCUCUAACGUCGAAAAACGCCUGAAGGAAAGACACAAGACUUCGGCGUUCAGGCCACCAUCAACCACUGCUUCACAGCAACGUCCCCAUCAAACAUCUCAACAGCACCUCCUUCCCUCGGGGUCAGACGAACCCAUGCAAAUCAAACGAGCGCAGUUAACUCCCGAGGAGAAAAUGAGACACCAUUCCCUGGGGCUGGGCCUGCCUACACCCUGGACUCACACAACCUUCUCCUGUCCACCUCUUCUACAACCAUCGGACCUGCCGCCUCUCCUUCACUGAACUUCACCCAGUCCACCACCGCUAAGAACUGGUUUAAGACCGUAAGAACAAUUCAAACACCAAAUUUAUUCUUCUCUUGGUUCUCUGGUUCCGCCUCGUAUUCACGAUUGUUUGUUCUUUUGUUUUAGAUUUCCGGUCCGUUCCUGUUCCUGCUUUUCUGGAGCAGCACCCUUAAUUUUUCCUUAGCUUCAUUUAAUAAAAUAUUUUACUCUUUUUACUUACCUGGUUUUCACGUGUGGUCCUUCAUGUCCUGGGUUAAGCACCUUGCCCACAACAUGACAAGUGUGGCUGCUGUCAAAAACAACUCCAUUUUAUAUCUAUCAUUUAAAUAUUCAGUUAAUAAGAGGAAAUCAUUAUAUAGACUAUCAGUAUUGACUAAACAUUCACAAAAAAUAUUAAGUUUUCAGUACAUUCAUGUAGAUAGUUAAUUUUUUUGGUUGAAACCCCAUUAAGAUGUAAGUAGGAACUUUUUUUUUUUGCACGUCCCCUCGUUGCUCAUAGGGUGUAGUUUAUUGGCACCACAAGGGGUGUAGUAGUACCUGGCAUUUCUGAAAGAUAUAAAAGGUGUCUUCCUGUUAGAGAAGUGGUUUUAUUUUUAUUUUUUAUAUUCUGUAAGUGACUCUGACUCUGCUUAGCAAUUUUGUUUUAUCUCAACAUAACACAAGCCUGGAAGAGUUCUGCCUUGUGGUGGAGUUGCUAAUGCUAAUGGUUAGCUUCUACUAGCUGAGAUGUUCCCUGCUUUUUCCUGGAUGCUUAAGCAAUAACAGCCUUCCCCAUUGUGAGUCAAGAUGGGCGAGUCCACGACUGACAGCGUAACAUAGAUCUGUCAGGCUUUUCUAAUCCUAGAUUCAGAGGUGUGGACUUGAGUCACAUGGAUUCAAGUCAGACUUGAGUCAUUAUUUUAAUGACUUCUGACUUGACUUGAUAAAAUUUAUAAAGACUUACAACUUGACUCGGACUUGAAAGCCAAUGACUUGCGACUUGAAUCGACUUGCAUCUGUUGACUUGAUAAUGACUUAAGCAUAUUUGAUAUUUUAGCACAAAAGUGGCACGACAUGAACAAAAAUCAUAAAUCAUUUUUCGUUCUGGGUUUGAUGUUGAACUGCUAAAUGCAACUAGCCUGGCCUGCCAGACUCGUCCUCUGUUUAAUUCUGCACUGAGAAAGAGUCUGGUUACUCACAGGCAGAGAGGCACUUGAGGGGCGGGGCUAGCCAGCUCAAAAAUAACCAAUCAGAAAAAAGACGGAAAUGCCGACUGUACCGCACGACUCUGUAGUUUUUUAGCUGUAGUCAAAAAAGGCAUUUGGCAACGGCACAAACAUCUUUUUUUUUUUUAGAAGAAAUGCUUGUUGUGGUUUUAAAGACAUUCAAGUCAUUUAGACCAGAGGAAAGAACUCCGCUUCAGCCGCCAUGUUUAUGACAAACUCGGCGUUAUGGUGUGUGACGUAGCUACUCAGCGCUGACUGGCUCGGUUAGAAUUCUCAGGGGCUGGGGUUAUUUGAAUAGGAGAGUUCCCAGACCCUUUCUCUCCCAACAGAGGAGGAGUCUGGCAGGCCAGGUUAAAAUGCAGCAGCACUUUUUAUUAUCAGUUUCAGUUGCACUUCCUGCUUGUUUAAGCAAAUAAAUGAAGCUUUAUUUCUGGAAUUUAUUUAUUAUCAUUGUCAUUAAAUUGAAGUUGGACAGAUGACUUGAUAAUGACUUGAAAAUUCAAAGUUGAGGACUCGGACUUGACUUGGUCUUGAAUGUCUUUGACUUGGACUUAACUCGAGACUUGACUGGAAAGACUUGUGACUUAAUUGUGACUUAAUUGUGUUGUAAAGCACCCUGGGGGGUUGUGGAACCCUAGAAGAGGCUAUAUCAAAUACAGACCAUACAUUUCUUAGUUGUGAUGGGAUUUUGGAGACAACCUAAGGCAUAUGAGGACAUUUUGUCCACAGUAAAGGUCUGACAAAACUCAAGAAUGACGUUGAUCCUUGGGUUAGGGUUAGGAAACUUGAGAGGAGUAACUCAAAAUGAAGAACCUGUAAUUCUUCUUCUGCCCGUUCAUGUAGAAGUGCUGGGGUCAUUACAUCACAAUAACCAGACAGAGAACCUUAACGCUAAUGGGUGUUCCUCAUGGUGUUGACCUGAUAAAGCUCUCCUGCACAUUCUGCUACAGUAAAUACAUUACAACCACACUUAAACUAGCUCAAAACAUAUUUUGCUUUAAACAAGUUAUGAUGACCAAGACACAUAACCUGAAUCAUCCAGCUCUAUUAUGACUCUGUAUGGACUAUGAUGUUUGAUACAUCAGAUGAAAACAGUUCCUACCAUAAAUCACUUGGCAUAAUGCUAUGAUGACUCCAUGGAAGGAGUCAGUGCUCGUGUGAUCCACUUCCACAGGUGUUUCCUCUUGUUUUCCCACUUCUUACUCAUGGCAUAUCCUGCAGUUUUGUUCCAGAGCUAUGGCAGCACAGUUCCUUUGUUAAUCUUCACUAGAUUGAAACAGGAUAAAGAAAAAGAAAACAAAGAAAAUCGCUGCACUGGCAGCUGACCCUCUUGAACUACAUUCAGUGUCACAUCUUGUGAAUGUAAACACAGCUGGCAGGACCGUAUUGUGUUCUGCUGCAUCCUUCUUGUACAGGAGUUGGAAACAUUCCUGCUGUCACCUGUGGCAAAACAAAGCAGACCACCAAGACUCACUAUCGCCUCAGAGUUUAAAAGAGGAGGAAACCUCAGUUAGAUCAAAUCAAAUCAACUUUAUUUAUAUAGCACUUUUCACACACACACACACACACACACACACACACACACACACACACACACACACACACACACACACACACACACACACACACACACACACACGUAACAACAGAGUAAACAAUAGGCUGAGUUCAGACGGGUCAGGUAAUGGACGACACAUCAUCAGCGGAGCCAUCUGCCUCGAUAGCAACAGAUCCACGGCAGCAGCCAAGACACCCGCCCAGGGAGAGAGGGUGGAGACCCCCACCUACUGCCCGGGCACUACCCGAGGAGCAUCCCGGCCGCCGCCGCCGCCGACCCAAAGGCAGAGGGCAAUGCAGAGGAAACACUGGAGGAUCAAAAUAUAUAACAUGUAAAAUAACAAAAGCUACUACGGAUAGAAAGUAACUGAUAAAAAAGUGAUUAUAAAGAUAGUAAAAGAAAACAUAAUCAUGUAAAAACACUAAGAUGUAGAUAAAAUAAUAAAAUUAAGUAAAAGAGAUAAAUAGGUAUAUAUACACAGGGGCGGCGUUAGGCCCGCUACUUGGGCUGAAGCCCCGGAUGUUUCAUCAAAAGCCCCGGAUCUAAAUCGCGGAAGUAACAUGCAGUACCAAAGUCCAACAGAGAGGGAGCAGCUGGCAGUAGUUUGUAUACAGCCUGCCUGAGCCUCCACCACUGAAGAAGAAGCCCUUCAGCAGCCAGCUUCUUCUACACUCUCUGCCUGAAACGCAUGAGUGAAGAUGGACAUAAGGAUGUUUUUUAGACCAAAAGUACAACGACAGAACCCCAGCUUUGAUGAGACUGGUGCUGACUCAGGUUUGUGAGUCUUAUUUGAAAAUAUUUGUUGAGCUGCUGGUUUGCCUAAAGUUAGCUUAUCAGGUAAAGUUGAUGGAGAAAGAAAGGGAAUAUUUACUAUCAUCUCACACUAAACACUAACAGGAACAAUACUCUGCCCUGAAAAUGCUUAAUGUGUAGCUUCAGAUUAAAAAUCAUGUGGUACAAGAUAUAUAUGAUGUUGACUAGUGCGCGUCAUGUGUGUGUGUGUGCG
Molecule: messenger RNA, 5581 nt
Organism: Nothobranchius furzeri (turquoise killifish)
Lineage: Eukaryota; Metazoa; Chordata; Actinopteri; Cyprinodontiformes; Nothobranchiidae
Source: RefSeq, a predicted model, not a curated record